Eimeria necatrix is the source of this 348-nucleotide messenger RNA. RefSeq lists its product as hypothetical. The record is from RefSeq and is a predicted model, not a curated record. NCBI's taxonomy places the organism in Eukaryota, Apicomplexa, Conoidasida, Eucoccidiorida, Eimeriidae. The transcript has a single exon. The coding region runs from base 1 to 348 and encodes 115 amino acids.
AUGGGCAGUCGGGUGUGCCGCCGCCUUGUCAGUCAGCAGCAGCAGCAGCAGCAGCAGCAGCAGCAGCAGCAGCAGCAGCAGCAGCAGCAGCAGCAGCAGCAGCAGUUGCAGCAACAGCUGAGUUGGCACAGAAAUAAGCAGCCAAAUGUCGUCGAGAACAGAAGCAGCAGCAGUAGCAACAGCAACAGCAGCAGCAACGACAAGCUUGUGUGCGAGCAGCAGCAGCAACAGCAGCAGCAGCAGCAGCAGCAGCAACUGCAACAACAGCAGCAGCAGCAGCAGCAGCAGCAGCAACUGCAACAACAGCAGCAGCAGCAGCAGCAGCAGCAAAUAAGACACCUAUUUUGA